UCACAAAGGAAUACAAUGUAUUAUUUUUAUAUUUUUAUAUUCAUUUUUCUCGUAAUGAUUACAAGGAUAUAUUUCAUCAUGUUUCGUACACACAAGAGAAAAGAAAAGAAAUUAGUUCGGACUAGUCCUGCUAAAACAAUGAUAAUAUUAGGAUCUGGAGGACAUACUGCAGAGAUGAUGAGAAUCCUUAGAUAUUUAGAUUUUAAGAAUUACUACCCUAGAGUAUAUGUAUAUGCUGAUACAGAUUUAAUGAGUAUACAAAAAGUUAAAGAGCUAGAGAAGGAUAAUACUGAUUAUAAGACGAUCGUAAUUCGUAGAAGCAGAGAAAUCCAUCAGUCGUAUUACACUUCCAUUUAUACUACUAUUCGUGCGACAGUGGAAUCAAUUCCUCAUAUCUGGAGAGAAUCUCCACGACUGCUUUUAUGUAAUGGACCAGGCACUUGCGUUCCAUUGUGUACAAUAGCUUUCCUGUUUAAACUUUUUUAUAUCAUGGAUAUUACUAUUGUAUUCAUUGAAAGUUUCUGCAGAGUUAAAACAUUAUCAUUGACAGGGAAGAUCUUGUAUUACAUAGUCGAUUAUCACAUAGUACAGUGGCCAUAUUUGUACAAACCAACUGACAGAAAUAAUAAAACAUUGUAUAUAACUUGAA
Messenger RNA from Ceratina calcarata, 649 nucleotides. It is a transcript of the gene Alg14, whose product is annotated as ALG14, UDP-N-acetylglucosaminyltransferase subunit. Gene Ontology annotation, cellular component: UDP-N-acetylglucosamine transferase complex. The coding region runs from base 16 to 648 and encodes 210 amino acids. The record is from RefSeq and is a predicted model, not a curated record. Gene Ontology annotation, molecular function: N-acetylglucosaminyldiphosphodolichol N-acetylglucosaminyltransferase activity. Lineage: Eukaryota; Metazoa; Arthropoda; Insecta; Hymenoptera; Apidae. Gene Ontology annotation, biological process: dolichol-linked oligosaccharide biosynthetic process. The transcript has a single exon.